Molecule: messenger RNA, 1814 nt
Organism: Anthonomus grandis grandis
Lineage: Eukaryota; Metazoa; Arthropoda; Insecta; Coleoptera; Curculionidae
Gene: Rcd6
Exons: 6
Coding region: 320-1471 (383 amino acids)
Source: RefSeq, a predicted model, not a curated record
UGAAUAAAAUAUUCAAAUAGUCGCAAACAACUUCAGCGCGGGUAUUACUCAUACUCAGUAUUUUGCCUCGCCCACCUUUUUUCGUUUUAAAACAAUCAGUUAAUAAUCUGAGUAAAAAAAUUUUGCAAUAGCAUCAGUCAGUCUUCUUCGGUAUUGUUUGAAGAAAUACCUACCACCGACGCGUUAUAAUUUGAAGGAGAACCACUAUUAUGUGUAGUUGCGUCCGUGUAUCUCAUUCAAAAAGUGUGUGAAGAACGUGAAAAUGUUUUUAAACCUUUGGCGGAACUGUAAAUUUAAAUAAGUUUUUCUUUUGAGUAAUAUGGCUUUUAUUGAAAAAUGUUUUUGCUGUAGUUUGCCCAUCGCGUGUGGAUUUUUUGCCGCAUAUCUGCUGAUAGCUUAUCUAAUCGCCUUCGCAUUUGAGCUAAUAUGGAUCAUAUUGGAGUCCUCAAAUGUACUUCCUGCAGCUGCGGUGCUUCUCUCAGCAGGUUAUUUUAUCAUGAGCUUAUUUACCGCCCUAUUACUACAUGGAUUAGCAACGAAAAACAUACUCUGCUUGGUAACAUGGAUGUUUGCAGUAACAAUUCUCAUGUUUCCAGAGGCAGGACUCGUUAUUUAUAUGAGCGUUAACUACUGGGGUACAGCUCACAUAUACGGUAAGACAGAGCUCUCCUGUUGGUUAUUUAGAAUCCUAGUCAACGUUGUCCAACUGAUUCUUAUCCAGUCUCUCUACUCGAUAUGGAAAGACGAAGAGUUAAUGGAGAAACGGAUCCAAGAAUUAACCGAAGUUGCCAUAGGUGAAAACGGUUCACCCUUGAACAGUCAGUAUUACCAAAAUAACGGGUAUGACGAUUCCAUGGAUCAAAUCGAUGGAAACCUUAAGAGGUAUGGAUCUAUGCCACAUCUCUGGAACAAUAUGCAUAUGAUGCCAACCUCAAUACCUUACGGAGGUUACCAUUUUAGUACUACUACCAGCGAAUUUAAUGCUAGUGUAUACUUGCCUAGAAUGGGAAAUGGAGACUUGACAUCAGAUAAGAAAGCCAAAUCACUCGUGGAUCUACGGUAUAUCGACUAUCCCAGUAUGGCAUACGCCCAACAGUGGCUAAACCAUGGAAAUCCACAUGGAAUCAGCGACACAAGUAGUGUCAUCAUGCCGCCCUCAAAUUAUCCAGAAAAACGGCCGCCCCCGAGGGCCAUGUCGGAGAUCAAUUACUCCAGCGCACCUUCUAAACUAUCCAGAUAUAAGUCCAUGGACACUUUAAGUGAUACCUCGAAGAGUAGUCAUAUUAUUAAAAAUAGGUCGGGAUUUUAUGCACAACCUAUGGAGAAUUACGGAGUGCCAAUUUAUUAUGGACCGCUGGAUGGUCCGGAUUUUUUAAUUUAUAAGAAGCAGCUUGAGAGGUUGAAUAGUAGGAAUUCGUUGAGUAACGCUUCAGCGGAUGAGAUCACCAAGUAUAGGGAUGUGGCGUUGUGAAGCAUAUGGAGAUUUAGGCGAAUAUUCAAAGGUCUUCUGUUUCUUAGAGACGUUAAUAUACCAAAAAUGUGAAUGUUUCUUAGUUUCUUCUAGUCUUUGGUAUUGCUGGAUACUAGAAAGUUUAUUUGAAUGAAUGAUUAUAAUUUUUUUAUCAAUAAUAAUCAAAUAAGCAACGAAUAAACGUAAAAUUUGUAAAUAGUAUUGUUAGUUAAGAAUGAUUUGUAUGUUACCAUUAUUGUAUAGAAAUUCUUGUAAAUCCUCGAACAUAAUAUGACAGAAAGGAUUUAAUUUAGCUAUUUUUUAACAAAACUUGUAACGAAUAAUAAAAAUUUUAAUUAAAUAA